Molecule: messenger RNA, 1122 nt
Organism: Lachancea meyersii CBS 8951
Lineage: Eukaryota; Fungi; Ascomycota; Saccharomycetes; Saccharomycetales; Saccharomycetaceae
Source: the annotation of a GenBank genome assembly
AUGUCUUUCACGCCGCCUUCUGAUCCUAGGAAACCUAAAAACGUCAAAGUGUCACAGUUAUGCGAACUUUGCCACGCUAGAAAAGCUCUAAUCAAGAGACCGAAAAACCUGCAGAAAGUUUGCAAGCUAUGCUUCUUCCAUGUUUUUGAAACCGAGAUCCACAACACGAUCGUGUGUAACAAACUGUUUGAAAACGGCGAAAAAGUCGCUGUAGGUGCUUCUGGUGGGAAGGACUCGACAGUGUUGGCAUAUUUAUUGAAGCUGCUCAAUGAGAGACACGGUUACGGUAUUGAAAUUGUGCUGCUGAGUAUAGAUGAAGGAAUCGUGGGCUAUCGAGACGACUCCUUGGCGACGGUGAAACGAAACAAGGAGCAGUACAAUCUGCCAUUGGCGAUCGUUUCUUAUCGCGAGCUGUACGACUGGACUAUGGAUGAAAUCGUCGCGUGUGCUGGUGUUCGAAACAGUUGCACGUACUGCGGUGUUUUCCGCCGUCAAGCGUUGGAUCGAGGAGCCGCUAAGCUGGGCAUCAAGCACGUUGUGACGGGUCACAACGCCGACGACAUGGCAGAAACAGUGUUGAUGAACAUCUUGCGGGGCGAUGUAGCGCGUCUGGAAAAGUCGACUGCCAUCAUGACACAAAGCAGUGGGUCGCCUAUCAAGCGAUCUAAGCCCUUCAAAUACGCCUACCAAAAGGAAAUUGUGCUUUACGCGCACUACAAAAAACUAGACUAUUUCUCCACGGAGUGCACUUACGCGCCAGAAGCGUUUCGCGGCACUGCCCGUGAGCUCAUGAAGAACCUCGAAGCUCUGCGACCCAGCUGUAUCAUAGACAUUAUCUACAGCGGUGAGAGCCUGCGAUUGCGACCCAAAAAGGCCAAGCGAGCGCCGCCCGUCAACCACAUAGAAAUCCGCAGCGAUGGCUCCGUCUCGCUGCCACCUCAGGGUUUUGUCGACGGCAAUCGAUGCGAGAGGUGCGGUUAUCUUUCUAGUAACACGAUAUGCAAGGCUUGCAUGUUGCUGGAAGGUCUUCAGCAAAACCGGGCCAAGAUGUCCAUCGAUCAUGACACAUCUGUGAAUGGAGCUGCUCGAUUAACCAGAACACUAGAGAAGUUGACGUUCUGA